Messenger RNA from Anopheles arabiensis, 1539 nucleotides. RefSeq lists its product as uncharacterized. NCBI's taxonomy places the organism in Eukaryota, Metazoa, Arthropoda, Insecta, Diptera, Culicidae. The transcript is spliced from 2 exons. The record is from RefSeq and is a predicted model, not a curated record. Bases 16 to 1476 code for a protein of 486 amino acids.
CUUGAGCUAAGACACAUGACUCCUGUACCGGCAGACGAACUACAUAAGGUUCGAUACGUAAUCCCACAUUCGUGUGUGAUAAAACCAGAUUCUACAACCACGAAGCUGCGAGUAGUCUUCGACGCGAGUGCGAAGUCCACCACUGGAAUUUCGCUUAACGACCUACAAGCCAUCGGGCCAGUGAUACAACCGGAUCUCCUUCACUUAUGGUUGCAUUUUCGGACGCAAACAGUGGUGGUUACAGCGGACAUUGCGAAGAUGUAUCGCCAAAUCUGGGUAGCUGACUCGGACACCUGGAUGCAGUGCAUAUUAUGGCGCGAAGAUGCAAGAGAUACCGCUCAAAUGUAUAGGCUACGUACCGUCACUUACGGCAAGGCCUCCUCGUCGUAUCUUGCGUGUAGAGCGUUAUAUGAGGCGGGCGAGGAAGUGCGUUCAUCCAAUCCGGAAAUCGCUGACGCCAUUCAGCGCUCAUUCUACGUGGAUAACCUGUCCUUGGGUGCUGCGACUCCGGACGAAUUACGUGUGCUUAGCUGCGGGAUUGAACGGGCACUUAUGAAUAGAGGAAUGCCCUUACGGAAAUGGGCAUCCAAUGUCCCUGCAGUAGUACAUGAUGUGCCAGAAGAACACCUUGACUCUCCGGUGCAAAUCGGCGACAGACAGGCUAUCAAAAUGCUGGGUCUAGCGUGGUGUCCUUCAGAAGACACAUUCCAGCUUAUCAUUGACAAUGAUUGCCACCUGCCCGUAAACUCCAUGACCAAACGAUGCUUAGUGGCAAGAAUUGCCAAACUUUACGAUCCAGUUGGAAUCCUGCAACACGUGAUCAUCACCGCAAAAAUCCUCAUGCAAAAUCUAUGGCGCGACAAUCUUACAUGGGACGAAACUGUACCACCUCAUGCCCUUGCUAAGUGGAACGAGUUUGCGGCUCAACUACCAGUCCUUCGGCAGCUAUACAUCCCAAGAAUGGCGCUGCCAAGUGAAGCAGAAAAUAGUACCAUCUAUGGUUUUUGUGAUGCCUCAACAAAAGCAUAUGGGUGUGCAAUAUACGUUCGCUACUUGGAUGGUAAUGGAGAAAGACGAUCGCGACUCCUAUGUGCCAAGUCAAGAGUUGCACCGCUGAAGGAACUGACUUUGCCCAGACUAGAACUCCAAGCAGCACUCUUGCUAGCUGAACUCUACGUGAAAAUAAAGGACGUAUUCGGCACCCGAGUCCAACAAACUAGAUGGUGGACUGACUCGCAAGUCGUAUUAGCCUGGAUACGUUCCGAUAAUUCGAAAUUAGACGUCUUCGUAAAAAAUCGAGUAUCCAAGAUAUGCGCUGCGACCAAUGCAUGUGAUUGGCACUAUGUGCCAACAAAGCUAAACCCGGCAGACAUCGUAUCCAGGGGACUUCCAGCUAGCAAAUUGAUUCCUGCCCGCAAACCAAUGAUGGUUACGAGACCAUAUCAGAAGAGGUUGCAGCCCCACCACAAGCUUUAGCGGCAACCGUAGGCCCCGCUUGUGAAGAUUUGAUAGCUCAAUAUAAGUACCACAAUUCCUUCA